Messenger RNA from Chara braunii, 2046 nucleotides. NCBI's taxonomy places the organism in Eukaryota, Viridiplantae, Streptophyta, Charophyceae, Charales, Characeae. The record is from the annotation of a GenBank genome assembly.
GUUUAAUCAGUUUAGGCAAUCGAGAACUUGAGCAAUACAGCCACAAAUUGAUAAUUGACCAUGGAAAUUGACGAUUCAGGCGACCCGAAGGGCGUCCAGCCGGGAGGACAAGUCCAACCUCUCGCGAAUGACGUCGGGAUGGUAGGAGCGGAGGAGACGACUACGCCGGGCCAACCGCGACCUCAAACGGUGCUCGAAGACGAUGACUGCAACGGGAAUAGGUCUCCACCGCAAGCGCAUACGAAUUACUGGCCUGAAGAAGACCGGAUACGGGAGAUGUUGGCAAAGUGCUAUGAUGCCGGGAUCCUCCGGUCGGGGUGGGAUAUAGGCGAAUUGAGGGAGGAAGGAACAAAGGCUAGGUUCGUUCUCAACCGUUCCUUGGAUGAAAUCAAGGUCAAAUGGUUGAAAGAACGAACGGUCACGGUUAUCUUCUUAGAAGGCUCUAAGAAUCUUCCAAAGAAGCUGAAAGAGGAUGUUAUACGAGCAUUUGAGGAUAUUUGGAUGAACGAACAGAGAUUUGACCCGGCCAUCACCAGAGGCAGAGUUUGCAUUGAAUCAAGCAACGUUCUAUCUUACGUGGCGAAGGAUAAACGAGUGGCGGAUUGGAUGAAAGAGGAGGGAUCCUUUCGGGUGGCGUUGAAGAGACGCUGGUACAACAUAGCUUUCAAGCCAUGGUUAACUAAAGUUGAAAUUCAAGAAGCCAAGAAGGAGUUGGAGAAAACCUAUUUUUGGAUCCGUGUUGUGGAUGUCCCUAUCGAUGCUUUUUGCUACCUGGAAUCAGCUGCGGCGGCAUCAAUUGGACCGGUGAUAAAAGUCUAUCCACCGGAGAAGAAUGCGAGUACUCCUCGUCUAAUUAACGUUCGAAUGGACAUAGCCAUUGAGAGUAUCGCCAGACUGAAGGAGACAUUGGAGUUCAUGACGUUUCAGGGGCAAGUCAUCGAACUACAAGUGGCAAACGCAUUAUCUUCUUGGUGCAGUAAAUGCAGGAAGUACUUCCACUCGGAAGAGCAAUGCACGCGGACGAGGGAAGAGGAGAUCCUAACCGAGAAGACGAGAAUGGAGUCAGCAUCCGGCCAGGGGAGAGGGAAGGCCCACUCGGAGGAUAGAAGCCAGUUUAAGGGUGGGGGUAGACGUAUGGUAUCGGAAUCAUCGAAGAACGAAGCUACUUCAUCAAGAGGGGAUCUCACACCUUCGAAGCAGAGAAGAAGGUUAAGUAUGGAUAUGAAGGAACUCCGUAUUCAAGACGAAGUGCAUGCGGAGCCGUCUAGUCCAUCAAUUGAGGAAGAUAUCCGGGAAUCAAGUAAAGGGGCAAUCGACUCUGCGGCAAAGGCACUGAGCUUUCUCAAGCAUAACAGGCGCCAAGCCACAGGCUCAGAUAAGGAAUGGGACAAGUAUUUACUUCCGCUCCUCCUCACUGCUACACAGGAGGGCAUGUUCGCCCUGGCAUGGACAAUCUCGGCACAUGAGUCAGUACUCCCAUCUCAACCAAUUCCAGGUCCGCCUAUGCCUCGAGACAUGGUGAAUAUUACCAGAAGAUUGUAUGGAAGCGAAAUAGCGGUAAGAAUGAUUCCGGACAUUCCCACUCCCAGGUUUUUUAUCGAUAAACCACCUCUAAAGGUAAAGUUGUUCACCCCAAUUUUUGACGCGCGCAUGUCACAGCAAGAGUUGACUCUGCUGAUAGAGCGAGGCAUGUGCUUAUUUCCUUUGGAAUGGCUAGCUCAGUCGGAUCAUCCAGAUUUAGCUCAUCUUAGAAUUCUAGGAGAGGUCAGUGUUAUGGAACUAGGGAAGUUAAAUUCGAAAAUUCCAAGAAUGCGGGCCUUAUCCUCGCGGUUCAUUAAGUCGUACCUGACGUCCAAAUGGGACACAGGAACCGCCACUGCAGACAGGAAUUUGGCCCCGAGUCAGAGCGCUCCCCCACUCCCCUCAAUCCGUAUCCAAUCUGUGACGGCAACUUUUGGACACCAUGCCGCCCAUUAGGAUUGUUAUUUGGAACGUAAGAGGGUUAGGGGAUACGAGUGAUCGUAGUAAGCGCCACAGGCUGAAAUC